UGAUUCAAGAUACAUAUGGCGUAACCUGCAAUGGAGCUCUCCACCAGCAAUUUCUUCUCCAAACAGAUACAUCAUGUCAUCUCUCAAAGACGUAGGCAGCAAGCUCGGCUCCAAGCUAGCCCUCCCUAACACCUACGUCAUCACCGCGUUCCUCUCCAUCGCGCUGUACAAUAUCGUCGAGCUGAUUUUCAUCCUUUUACUGACUUUCAAGCGCCACAAGGGGCUCUACUUCUGGAGUUUCGUGGUCGCGUCCUUCGGCAUCGCCAUCUACUCCAUCGGCUUCAUCCUCAAAGAUUUUAACCUCGUCGCCGAAUCCCUCUCCUACUUCUAUGUCACCCUCAUUGUUAUCGGCUGGUGCGCCAUGGUCACCGGCCAGUCGCUGGUCCUGUACUCGCGUCUCCACCUCGUCGUGCGCCAUCACAUCAUGCUCCGAUUCAUCCUCAUCAUGAUAAUCUGCGACGCUAUCUUACUCCAAAUCCCAACGACAAUCCUCUGCUACGGGACCAACUCCACCGCCUCUGCCGACUUCGCCCUACCAUACGCAGUAUACGAACGAAUCCAAGUAACCGCGUUCUUUGUCCAAGAAUCCAUCAUCUCAGGCGUAUAUAUCUUCGAGACGUUCAAACUGCUUCGAUCAGAAGCGUUGGUCAUGGAGGAAACGCAUCGAUACGCGGCCCGGAAACUCAUGCUACAUUUGAUAUGUAUGAAUGCAAUAGUGUUAGUGUUGGAUGUUGCGAUUGUGGUGUUGCAGUUUGUGGGACGGUAUGCGCUGCAAACUGCCGUCAAGGGGUUUAUCUACAGUGUCAAGUUGAAGUUGGAGUUUAGUAUUUUGAAUCAACUGGUGGCGUUUGUGUAUCAUCCUCAGACGUUGAACUCGGGGAGUCCGGAGGGGGGGACCUCGGAGAGGAAUCUCUGGGAUGUGGGUCAGCAGGCUGAGAGGGGGACGGGGGAUGGGCAGAGGCGUCGGUCGAGGAAUUGUGCUUGGGCGAGUGUGGCUGAGAGGUUGAGAAAGGAGUUGAGGAUUUCAGUGGAGAAGAGGCCGUCGGGGUUUGGACAUGCUGGUAGGAGACAGUUUGGGUCUGGUGAGAUGCAGAAUCAGGUUUAGAUUGUUCAGCGGGGGGUAGUAUGACAAGAGAAUCAGAAAUUAUUCCUUAAUGAGUCAGCCCAAUGCCAUAUUUAUGAGUCGGACCUGAUUACUUAGCUUAUACAAAGCUACAAGCGAUCGGUAAUGUAUUCCCUUUGCACGCAACAGACAUCACUCACUCGAGCU
This is a messenger RNA of Aspergillus sclerotioniger CBS 115572, 1270 nucleotides long. RefSeq lists its product as uncharacterized. The coding region runs from base 74 to 1105 and encodes 343 amino acids. The record is from RefSeq and is a predicted model, not a curated record. The transcript has a single exon. Lineage: Eukaryota; Fungi; Ascomycota; Eurotiomycetes; Eurotiales; Aspergillaceae.